Messenger RNA from Leucoraja erinaceus (little skate), 10013 nucleotides. RefSeq names its product band 4.1-like protein 4B. The record is from RefSeq and is a predicted model, not a curated record. Gene Ontology annotation, molecular function: cytoskeletal protein binding. Lineage: Eukaryota; Metazoa; Chordata; Chondrichthyes; Rajiformes; Rajidae. The transcript is spliced from 25 exons. Gene Ontology annotation, cellular component: cytoskeleton. Bases 173 to 2881 code for a protein of 902 amino acids.
CUGGGUAAGCGCAUGCGCGGCUGGUGCCCGGCUCUCACCUGAGCGAGCGAGCUCGCGGCGGAGUGCGGUUGAGGAGGCGCUCGGACCGCGGCCGCUGUAGCUCAGUCGCGCCGAGCACAGCAACAGCAGCCGAGCGGCCAGCGGCCAGCGGCGGAACAUCAAUCCGGCCAAGAUGAUGAGGUUUCUGCGGAGGACGUUCGGACGUCGCUCGGUUCGCCGCUACAUGGAGGAGCGGGACGGCGGCGGCGGCAGAGGAGGCGGGACCAGCAGUGGCCGGGACUCCGCCGCUACCGCGGUCGCUGGGAUCCAUGCUGCCACACCUGCGCCUACUGGGACCAUGGUCCACAUUCCCGCAGCAGGCGGAAACAAGUCCAUCCUGGCAUGCAGAGUGCAGCUUCUGGACGGGACGGAGAUCAGCGUGGAGCUGCCGAAAAAUGCAAAAGGUCAAGAUCUCUUCGACCAGAUUGUUUACCAUUUGGAUCUUGUGGAGAUAGAAUACUUCAGCCUGCAGUUCAUGGAUGCGUUACAAGUUUUACACUGGUUAGACCACACAAAACUCAUCAAGAAACAAAUAAAAAUUGGACCUCCUUACUGCUUAUACUUCAGAAUAAAAUUUUACUCCUCUGAACCAAACAACCUUCGUGAAGAGUUUACAAGAUAUCUCUUUGUGCUACAACUUAGACAAGAUAUUCUCUCUGGCAAAUUGAAAUGCCCUUAUGAAAUCGGACUAGAACUAGCUGCUUAUUGCCUUCAAGCGGAGCUUGGGGACUGUGAACCUAUUGAACAUUCUUCGGAACUGGUGUCAGAAUUCCGGUUUAAUCCAAAUCAGACAGAAGAUAUGGAAAUAGAUAUUUAUACUCAGUGGAAGGAUUGCAGGGGGAAAAGCCCAGCACAGGCAGAAUUAUGUUAUCUGAACAAAGCCAAAUGGCUAGAAAUGUAUGGAGUUAACAUGCACAUAGUCAAGGGAAGAGAUGGCUAUGAAUAUUCUCUUGGAUUGACACCAACCGGCAUAUUGGUUUUUGAAGGAUCCAACAAAAUAGGCCUGUUUUUUUGGCCUAAAAUUACUCAGUUGGAUUUCAGAAAGAACAAACUAACUCUUGUUGUGAUAGAAGAUGAUGAGCAGGGUCGAGAACAGGAGCAUACGUUUGUUUUCCGGUUAGAUCAUUCCAAAGCAUGUAAACAUUUAUGGAGGUGUGCUGUGGAGAAUCAUGCCUUUUUCCGACUACGAGCGCCAACCCAAAAUAAAGAGGAACGAUCAGACUUACUGCGUUUGGGGUCUCGCUUUCGAUUCAGUGGUCGGACUGAAUACGAAGCAACGCAUAAAAGUAGGCUCCGGCGGACGAGUACAUUUGAAAGGCGGCCAAGCAAACGAUAUCCCUCAAGAAGGCACUCCACAAUUAAAGGUUCAAUUCCAGCAAAAUAUGGACACACCAGUGCACAGAGCAAUGCAGGAAUUUGUGGAUAUCAGGCUCCAUAUAUGUGCAAUAUUCCCCCUGUCCAGCAUCACUGGCAUUCCAGUAAUGUAAGCUAUCCUUUGGUAUCGCCACUAUUAAACAGCCGUGAUUUACAACAAUUCAGUUUAGAAGAGAAUGGGGGAACACCAUUUACUGGGACAACUACUGGAAGGCAACACCUACAAAAUUGUGGUCUGAUUACUUUGGAGUUGGAAGACACAGAUGCUUACUCUGGAAUGCCAAGUCCAACCAAGUUGAACUCGACUGUUCUUCCACACUAUGAUGAGGUGUGUUUUAAACAGUUGGAAGUUGAAUCCAGCAAAGUGGUUGGGCAGUGGCCCUCAUUGCAUAUCAACAUAAAUAACAAGGUUGAGGAAAAGAAGCUGUUAGAAAAGAGCCUGCAUUCUCCUGCAUCACCCUCUGCUCAUCCUGAUCAGAUGAAGAGCAACAUCAUUAAAGCUCAGAUGGAUGCUGCCUUGAAGUUUAAGAAAGAGGAGCCAAUACUGAGCAGCCAGAGUAAACCCUCCAGCACACCUGUAGCAAGGUCCCUGGAUCCAUCACAAGAUGGCUCACAAACAACUGGUGUUCAGGACAAGCCACGGCCAAAAAGUUCUCGUAUCAGGAAACUUACAAGACAAUACAGCUUUAAUCAUAGUGAUGAAGAUGACCUGCCUCCUGCCUUAGCUGCAGCCACACGAAGCAGUCCUCCCCCUGUCAAUAAACUAUCCACUGCUGAUGUUCGACAGUUGCAGUACCCCACCUGCAUCAGGAAGAAUUCAGAAGAAGACCAAACCGAUUUGGCCAGUCCAGGGGAUCUACUUAUGGACUUCACUGAAGCUACCCCUCUGAUAAAGACUGUACCAGCCCAUCCUUUUUCACCUGUACUGCAAUUUCCAGUUGAAUUAACAGACAACAUAUUGCAGUGUUACGACUUUCCACCAUCACCUGGAACAUCCUCAUCUACAGCUCCUUUGCAUGUAGUCAGAGCUCCAAAUGACCCAUCAAAAUCUUCAUCAGUGACAUUUAUACAUGCAACUAGGCCUUUGACUAAUCCAGGAAAAUCAUCGGCAACAACUUUGCAUGGCAUCAGGCAUCUGACUGAUCCAGGAAAAUCUUCAUCAGUACUGCCUUUGCAUGUCACAAGGCCCCUGACUGAACCAGGUGUAUCAUCAUCAGUAACACCUUUGCAUGCCACCAGAUAUCCAAGUGAUCCUGGAAAAUCAUCCGCAACACCUUUGCAUGCAGUAAGACAUAUGACUGAUCCAGGAGUUUCUACAUCAGUAAUGCCUUUGCAUGCAAUUAGGUAUCUAAGUGAUCCACUCCCACCAGUUCAACAUUCCACAUCUUCAACAGACAGUGCCGAUAAUUUGAGACGUGAGCUGGAUCGAGAGAAGAUAAUGAAACGUCUUUUAAUGACAGAACUCUGAAAACGCAGUUUGGAUCAAGUGGCAGAAAUGGACCAGGGCCUCCGUGUGCCUUUUGUCAGCAUUCCUUUUGAAUGUCAGACAAAGCAGCUUUGAUGUGUGUAGUUUGUUACACUUUCUUCAUUGUGAUUCAUAAAAUACAUCUGGUUUUUUAUCACACUGAACUCGAUGUUUACAUUACUUUCCUGGUAUAAUCAGGAAGGGCUUGCUUUACAAGGGUCAGCAUAAGCUUAAUCCCUGAUACUGCCUCUGUAACCAGUGUCGCCAAUGCAACAGUGUGCAAUUUUGUUUUGUUGACAAGGCCAUUCACAACAAAUAUUACUUCAGAUGUAAGGAAACAAAGUCUCUAUAUUUGCACUACAUUUUGAAGAAUAUUUUCAUAGGAAUGUGGAAAACAGUAACUUUGUAUACCUGGAGCUAUUUCUGAGCCACUACAUUUUGACAAUUAGUUUUACGUGAAAGGUGAGAGUUAAGUUAAAGUUUAGUAUUAUGGGGGAAAAAACACACUUGAACAUAAAUUGUAUAUUCUAAAGCCAAAUUAAAUGUCUAGAUACUAGGAUUGAGAUUUUUUAAAUAUGCAAAUUUGUAUUUAGCAUAUUAACGUGUUCCCGUAAUGUAGCAAUCUAGAUAAAUUUAACAUCAAGCCACAGGCCUUGGACUAAUAUUUGUGCUUAACAUACAAAUCAUAGAAUGUUAAUAGCACACAAAAAAAAUUUGAAACCAAGGGGAAAAAAUCCCUUUAUAAAAAGGUCCUGUAUUCUCCAAAAGAAAAGUUGACAAAAGGCCCUGUAUUCAAUUUAAACUUAUUUUCAAAUACUUAUCCAGUAAAUCUAGGCAGUUUUGCAGCAAGAUGGAUUUUUGAACAGUUCAGGUACAUUAAUGUUGUGGUUUAAAUGAUAUUUUUGAAAAUCAAAUUGAAGGAUUUAUCAAAUUAGUUGUUUUUCUAUAGUUUCUGAACAAGCGCUUAAGGAAAUCACUACUAUCAUUGGGCUAUCAUACACUUUAUUGAUACUAAUGCAGAAUUGUUUAGUGUUACAGUAAGGCUCAUAAAACUGCCUCAAAUUUCCAAUGUUGUUUUCUAAAAGUUUACCUGGUCUAGUUUGCCGAGAUAUUCUUCGGACAGGGUGUGUGAAUGGGUGUUGAAGUCUUCCUUUUGGUCUGCAAAACUUUGGUAGAAACCUCAAACCAUAGGUGCCUAACAAAUAUUUUGCAGAUAAUUGGGAGAACCUCUAGAGCAGAGAUGCUCAGAUUGUGACUCAUGAGCUGCUUUUGGCUCGUUAUUGCUUGUUGUUCUAGUAUAGAAAUCUGUCCGUUUUAUUGGAAUAUGAAAUGUUAUUGUACUAGAGAAUAGUAAUGAUACCACAUUUCCCAUUAUACACUGCUAAUACAAAGACAUCAGUUAAAACCAAAUCUUUGAAGAAUCAUUUGCAUUCUCCUUGUGGACUGCUGUAUGUUUUUAUAUUUGGUGGAUUGGUGCACAGGGUAUAUAGUAGUUGAUGGUGAUAGUGAAUGUAGCUUCAGAAUCACAACUAUGAUUGCCAUUGCUCCAGAAGAUAUUUACUGUGCUGAUGUUUUAGGAUUAUUUGGUUUCCAUUAGAAUAUUCCCCUUUCUCAAAUAUAAGGGGAAAUAUUCCAGUACUGUGACAUCCACUAUGAGAACAGUAGACUUGUUAAAUAGCUCAUUAAUCAUUUUCCAGAAAGAUACUGGCUAUGUUUUCUGAUAUGUUUGCAGAUGCCAGUUAGUACCAACAGAAGGCAAACAAAAUAUUGUGCUUUUAAAUACUUUAUUGUAAAUAAUACACUUUGAGAAAAGAUUUGCUGUGAUGAUUGUUAAAGUGUUUUAAGAUGAAAUUGGUAUAUUUAAUAAUCUAAAAUACAAAUUAUUCUGGCAAUAGAAUCAGAAAUUUUGGAGGUUAUCGGUGCUUAAUAGAAAUACUUGCGAAGUGUAGAAUAUCACAAAAUGAAAUAAUUUAAAAGAUAAAUGACAAAAUCUAUAUUUAAUUCAUCAUUUUGGUAUUUAAUUUUCUUCGAGAUGGUUAUCUAUUUUAAUUCAUUUAACAAAUUUGAAAGUAUUCACUUAUAUUGCUAUACCAUGUAAACAAAUGUGUUGAAAUGGUAAGCAUUAACUCAAGUAUUUUAAAUACAAAUAUAACUCAACAGGUCCAUAGAUUUUAGACAUAUUUCAGCUAGAUUUAGAUUCAGGUUGUGUAGGAAGGAACUGCAGAUGCUGGUUUAAACCGAAGGUAGACACAAAAUGCUGGAGUAACUCGGCGGGACAGGCAGCAUCUCUGGAGGGAAGGAAUGGGUGACGUUUCAGGUCAUCACCCUUCUUCAGACUGAAGUUAUUGAUACAAGUUAUUGGACAAAAUCAAACUAACAACAUUGGGUAUUUUGUGUUUUCAAAUGCACAAUGUCAGUGCAGAAUAUUUACUUUUACAAUUGGUAACCUUCCAAUUAUGUUAUUGUCGUCAAAUAGAAAGGUACUACACAAAGUUAUAAAGGGAUAUGACAAUGAAAAUAUCUACAAUGCCAAAAUUCAGACCUUAAAACAGAACAUGCAAGGACGUCAAUUAACAUUAAAAGGCGACAGUAUUGGAUGAUCAAUCUUUGUUGAGAUUUUCCUUCGAUGUGCAUGGUAUAAUUACAUUUCCCCAAAUAGCCAUCAUAUUUUGUUAACCCUCUUUAUUUCAUGUCUAUCAAGUCUGAAGUUGAUAUAUUUUCUGGUUUGUCCAUAAUCUCUGUAAUAAUUUUCCCUGUAAAAAGUCUCUUGUUUUCUGUUUUAAAUGCUUUUAAUUUAAUCUCAAACCCAUUUCCCAUAUUUAUAAAAAUGAGAUAUUUCCGCUUCUCCACUACUUGUCACAUUCUUUCAUAAUUUUUCAUAAUUUUAAAACGCUUCUGUAUAUCAACUAAUCUGCAAUUUUAUAACUCAAUUUUAUCAAUAUUUCUUCUUUUUGGGAUUUUCUUUCCUUCUAGGCAGCAUUCUGAUGUUCAUGGUGUAUCUCAAUGUCCAUCUUUCAUGAGGCACCUUCAAAAUCUUAUGCAGAUUUCCACCUUAACUUUAUAUUCUGAUGUUAAUGAGUCUGAACUUUCUGAUGCUAGAUCCCACCUAAAUUAUUAAUACUUCUGUAUAUGAUUAUGAUUGAUCUAUUCUUCAUAUCCAGAACUUUAUGUGUACCUCACUGGCAUAGUGAAAGGAAAGGUGAUCAUGAAAUUGUUAAAAAAAUAACCCUUUCUAAUGGUCAAGAUUUACUUGUGCGAACUAGCAGGGAUAUUAAUCUGUAACACAAAUAUAAUGUAAUUGCUUUCACGUGUCUUUAAUGGGGAGCUGCUGCAGUAAUUUGCUGCAUAUCCUAGACUCAACACAAGAUUGACCACAAAACCACUACAUUUCUGCAGCUGUUUGCAUUAUAUUUGGCCACUGAACUAUUGGGAAAACUUUUUUGAAUUCUGUGCAAUAAAAAACUAUGCAUUGAAAUGAAAUUUCAUUUUAUAUAUUUCAUCAUUUAUGGAAGAAGCAAGCUUUCUUUUAUAGAAGAAAGAAGCAGGUGGCCCACAAACAUACUUCACUAAGAGGUGAAGGGUCUUUGACCUUAAAUGUUAAUUCUGUUUCUCUUUUCAUAGAAGCCAUCUGACCUGCUGAAUAAACAUAAUCUGGUUUUAUUUCUGAUAUUAGAAACAGCAGUUUUUCAAUUCUCAUUUAUUAAUACAUGUUUGUGCUAUUUAAUCACCGUAAUUAGUAAUCAUUAGGCAAGCAUUUCCUUCAUCCUCGUUAAUGCAUUCUCAUGUAAGUUUGGGAAAGAUUUUGUUUAAAGAGUCUGAAGAAGGGUCUCGACCCGAAACGUCGCCUACUCCUUUUCUCCAUAGAUGCUGCCUCACCCGCUGAGUUUCUCCAGCAUUUUUAGUCUACUUUUGUUUAAAAUAACGAUUAUUAAUAUCCAUCCCAAAUCCACUCAACUUUUUAAUAACAACCUCAAGUUAUCUUUCAAAUGCAGGGAUAUAUUUAUUUAAUUAGCAGAAGCAUUUUUGUUGCUUCUGAAAUUAAUUAAAUAUUGUGCUGGUUUCCUUGAGGGAAUAGAGAGUUGAAUAAGAUGAUCAAUUUCAAUCAGAAAUUCCGCUUACAAUAUUCAUUAUAUUUGGCAAAUUAUGCAUGAGGAAAAGUCCAUUUGUGAUGCAACUUUGUAAUGCAUCCUAAAAUUUGUGAUUCUUGAAAAUUCAUGCCUCAGCGCCCAGCUUUGCGUUUGUGGAGCAGUCUUGUCAAGGAAUAGGUUUACCCUCUCCAGAUUUUACCCAAUUGGUCUAUUAAUUCAUCAAAAUUCACAAAAUAAUCUAGUUUGGUUCCUCUGCAGAAUUGGCAUCUUUCAUCAGAGGUUAGUUCAGGAAAAUGUAAAUAAUCUCGUGACAUUAUUAAAAAAUAAUCAGAAUAGUCCUGGAGCCCAUGGCAACAUUUUGUUCUACCACAGCCACAAAAUACCAAUGUUAUUGGUUAUACACUGUUAAUGAGAUUGAGCUUGGUGCAAAUUUGUUAUUGCGUUUGCUUCUAUCUCAAAACUUAUUCAUUCAAUAUAAAAUACUUUGGAAUAUUUGAGGACAUGAUAAAACACGAAGUAAUUCUUUGUGCCAUUUCUUGAUUGCUUUAUUUUUAUUGUAAAUAUAUUAGUGCAAAGAUUUGUUUUGCGAAGAACAUUUACCUUCUGAAGUUUAUCAUCAAUCUACAUUUUUGGAGAUAUCCGAUACACCACGUUUACGUUUUGUUGCUACACAGUCACAGCAUGAGCCGAUUACUAUAAAUCUGUGUUCUUAUUGAAUGGGGGUAAACAAACAGAGCAAGGAUCUGGCAGAAAACUGUCAAUGUUUAUACUCAGAUAAAUCAUUGGUGACAUGAUUUAUUUUUGAAUCAGCCGUUCAGUUGACUUCUCGGUAGUGAGUAACACCCUGAUAGGCAUUUAGAAACAUAAUUUAGGUUGAAGCACUGUUUAUUCUUUAACUAUAACAUAAUUUCUCAAAUAACAAAUAUUAACAAAAAUAAGGAUACACUCUUGUUAAUGUGGAAUGUAAUUAGUUGGCCUGAACGUUAAGAACCAAUGUAGUACUAUAACAUUAUAAUUCUAUGGUACUUCAUAAGUGUUUUGUAAUAAUAGACCACUUCAGAUCAGUAUCAGUUAGACUGCUAUCAUUGUCAGCCACGCAAAGUAAAACUCUGCAAGCGGCAAAAAAAAAACUUCAAUUUAGCAAAGUGCCAAAAAAAUAAUUAGAUCUUUGCAGUCACAAAGUUAGUAAAAUUAUUUAAAUAUCUCUCAGGCAGAUCAGUUAAGGUGCCAAAAUGAUAUGUGAUUUGAAAACAAUAUCAAAUGGUGACUCUGGCGUUUUCUCAUAUUGUAUUGAUGUAAAAUCCGAAGCUAAAAGUGGUUACAGGAAGGAUUGGUGUGUUGAGUACUGAUUUUGUUUUUUGCUGUGAUAAAUGUUUUUAUUGCAAACGAUAGAUGUUUUCUUUGAACCUGCGAAAGAGCCAAAACAUUAUAAAAUAUGGUUAGAUCUGAAUGAUUCAGGAAAUUUGUAAAAUAGUGUUGAUAUUUUUGAGAUUGUUGCCUUUACUUUCAAGUAACUUUUUUUACUUGUUUUUGAAUUAACACAAUAAAAUAUCAAUGAUUUUGUUAAGUGGAAUGUUUACAGUGAAAACAGGCCUUAAUAUUUGUUAAUUUUAAGUAAUGACAUUUAAUAAAUCUAGCAAUUUUAGAGCUACUGUAAAAUACCAUGUAUUUCAACACCCUUGGGUAUUAAUUAAAUUAGAAUUUUCGCAUGUGUUAUCUUGGUAUUUCUUGUGGAGAAUUUUAAUGGAACGUGUCAAUAAUCAGUAAUGAAACAGGAUAAAUGCUCAGAAUUUAUUAUUUUACUAAUGAGGCAUGCAGGAACCUGGUUUCACUGAUACUGGGAGCUCUCCACUGCAGAAUCCAAGCAGUCAUUAUUUUGUGUACAACCCUUCACAGUAAAGUCAGCAGGCUUUUUGACCAUGGAUAGCACAACUCAUAAACUUCAGGCUCUUCUAAUCUGAUAUGUACAUAAGAAUGUACAUAUCAUAUAUGAAUAUGUCACAUAUAAGAAUAUGUCUCUUCCUCCAUAAAGGGUGAUCCUCUAUUUGACUGGAGAGCAUAUAGUACAACCUGCCCUUGCGCAGUCCAUUGCCAUUUUCUUUCUCCUUCCCAAAUCCUUUUCUCGGUAACUUGAAGUCAAUGGUAAUUAAUCAUGGUCAGCAGAGGUUGGUAAUAUGUGCACAGAACCAUCUGAACUGGCGUCUAAUUUUAUGUAACACAUUUACCCAUUCAGCCAUAGACAGAGGCCGCAAGAUUGCAUUUAACUGAAACUUUUUAAUGAGUAGCCCACAAAUUGGUGGAGGUAAAGUUCAAUGUCAUUUAUAUUUGGUAUUUACCUUAAAUCACUGUUAAAUACAGUCAGAACAUAAGGUUUUGUACUUAGUUUCUUAAUGUGCACCAUGUUAUGUACUGUUAUUUCCACUGUAGUAAAGUUUCACAGUAAAUCAAUGGGUCAUUUGUUAUUAAAAUGUUAAGGAAGGAAGGAUGCUCAACUCCUCAAAAGUAGAAUAUUUCUACAGGGAAAUAAUAUUUAAGUUGAGCUUCCUUAAAGACAUUCUAACAUAUGUAAGCUUUAGAAUUGUUUUUUCUUUUAAAUUGAUAUAAUUUUAUUUAUUGUUUUCAUUGGAAACCAAUUAUCGAGGGAUGAUACUUGAAUAAUUUUUGACAGAAAUUGUAAAAUAUGAAUAUUGAAUUGUACAUCACGACGGUUGUACCCGAUUGAUGAAUUUUUGGUGGGUUGCAUUUUCAGAAUGAUGUUUGAAAAGAGUAAUUUAUAUCUGUGUGGUACCAUUAUGAAACUUCUCUUUAUUAAAUCAGGAAGCCUGUAAUUUCUCUCCAUGUGAUAUUGGUCUUGUGCUGCUUUUAUGACUAGUUAUUUAGCACUUAAUGGUUAUGUCGACGACUAUUGUGCAUUUCCUGCAUCAAAUAUUGUACCAACCCUACAAAUGAGCAUUGUGGUACACUGCUGCUAAUAGCAUUUAUUUAUGUGUGCUGAUCAAUGCUGAUUAUGCACAACCGUGUACCAAUAAAAUGUUCUGAAAUCUGAA